CACAGAGUCCCGUACAGCGUUCAGUUUGGCGCGAGAUCCCGUGGGCAACGAACGCGAUCUUCCCACAUCGCACUUGUACAUGUUUAUUGAAAAUCUUUGGAAGUUCUCAUAAACUUUAAAUUGUUUGCUACAAAAUUAGAAAGAUUAUUUUUAUUUUUGAGAAGAAAAAAAGUUGAUUUGCUGAACAUUUGAUUGAUUUGUUGAAAGUUUUAAAAAGUUUUGUUAAUCAGAUAAUAUGAUUGUCUGGUUGUUAAGUGGUUUGUUUAUUGCGGGAGGCGGAGGAGCACAGUUAGGAGAGACAGAAAACUGUGACGCUGGAGACCUGAACAUGUGCGUGAGCCUCAUUCCCCGCACACCCGUCGGCCUGCCCAGGAACAAACACGAACUGGACGCUCACUGCCAGGCAUACCAUACAGGCAUGGUGUGUAUGGACGCGUGGAUCAAGCGCUGCCUCCCCACAGAUGGUCAGAAGUUACUGCAGCAGCAGAUCGGAGGCGCGCGAGCACUCAUGCGCUUUCUAUGUACAAAUGACACGGCUCUUAGGAGAGAAUUUUUGAAGGAGCCAACGUGUUGGGGUCGUGUCAGCCCCGACUGGAGUCGAUGUGUGGAUGAAUUGCAAGUCGCCGUUCGAGAGAACACGGACCGCGCCCAACAGCUCACGUAUUUCAAUAGGAACGCCGAACUGUGUUGUGCACGAGACGACUUCAUUCAAUGCGUGGCGAACGCCGGACGGUCGUGUUCGAUAGCCGCGAGCACGCUGCUCAGGCGCAUGGCGUGGGUCUUAGCGCAAGAUAUAGCGGCGUGCAACCAGCAGCCGCGGGCUUACUGCGCUGCUCCACCCCCACCAAUCACUGCGCCAUUGCUCACUGCUAUAUACGGCUUUUUGUUUUACCCACCACGUUUGUGAAUUCAUGGAUAAAUGUAUAUUUUUAUUAUAGUAACGUCUAAAGAUUUUUUUGCAAAUUAAAAUCACAGUUCUGUUUUUUAUAAUUUUGUUUUUUUUUGUUUGUUGCAAGACAGCGGCGUGCAAACAGCAGCCGCGGGCUUACUGCGCUGCGCCACCCCCACCAAUCACAGCGCCAUUACUUACUGCUAUAUACGGCUUUUUGUUUUACCCACCACGUUUGUGAAUUCAUAAAAAGAAUACCUAUUAUUUUAUAAAAAAAAAUGUGAAUUUUCAGAAUUCUGUUUUUAUCAUUUUGACAAUUUACCUGGAAUAGUAAGAGGAGUUGAUGAUAAUAAUAUGAUUGUUUUUUUUGUACUACCUACUCUGUUUGGUCUUUAUUCGCUGACAGUAAAAUUGCUUUAAGUCAGUGUUAAUUGUUAAAAUGUUAAAGCUUUAUUUAACUUAUUCUUAUUUAAUAGUUUGUUUUUGUAUCUAUUGCCAUUUUCAUUUACAAGGAAGCAUAAAAACAAAGUUUAUUGUAAAAUAGUAUAAACUAAACAUUAUAAUUUAAAAGUAAAAAGACGCCAUAAUAAGAAAAGUGUACAUAUGUAAUAGUUUUAAUUAAUAAUUGUCGACACGUUUCUUGUAAUUGUAUUUAAAUCUAUAAAAAAGUUUCUAAGCAACAAAUAGUUUAUUUAAAAAUAAGCUUUUUUAUUAGUUUAAGCUAGUAGAUAUUUUAUGAAAUGUGAUUUUAACAUUAGGUCAUUAGUUCGAUGUGUCUUUAUAUGUGUUUAUAAAAAAUAUAGUUUAUUGUAAAUAAUAAGCCGAUUAUGAUACUAAAGUAUUGAGAUAAUUUAUAGAAGCUGAAAUAUAAGUAAUUUUAUAAUGAAAAUGAUGGAUAUGUUGAAUGUUUCUGGACAAAUAAAUGUGAAUGUAAAAA
Messenger RNA from Helicoverpa zea (corn earworm), 1826 nucleotides. RefSeq lists its product as uncharacterized. NCBI's taxonomy places the organism in Eukaryota, Metazoa, Arthropoda, Insecta, Lepidoptera, Noctuidae. The transcript is spliced from 5 exons. The coding region runs from base 236 to 907 and encodes 223 amino acids. The record is from RefSeq and is a predicted model, not a curated record.